Penicillium riverlandense is the source of this 4488-nucleotide messenger RNA. RefSeq names its product putative eukaryotic translation initiation factor subunit eIF-4F. The record is from RefSeq and is a predicted model, not a curated record. Gene Ontology annotation, molecular function: protein binding; translation initiation factor activity; mRNA binding. The coding region runs from base 1 to 4488 and encodes 1495 amino acids. Gene Ontology annotation, cellular component: eukaryotic translation initiation factor 4F complex. Lineage: Eukaryota; Fungi; Ascomycota; Eurotiomycetes; Eurotiales; Aspergillaceae. The transcript is spliced from 5 exons.
AUGAGCUCGAUCCCUUCGCAGUCGGGCCAACAAGGACAGAGCACCGCUGCCAACGCCGCCGCCUCCUCCACCCAGCCCGUCGCUACCUCUCCGUCCCCCCUGGCUGCGACUGCACCGGCGCCGCCUAGGUCCUACGCCAACGCCACGAAGAAGUCCGCGACGGACUCGACCGCCGCUCCCGUCACCGUGGGCGGCUCGGCGCAACAUGGGAAGUCGACUUCCGUAUCUCCUGUGAGCGGCAACCCCAUGCAAAACCAACAGUCCCAGCAGCAGACCGCGUCGCCGGGCGUCACCAUUGUCAAUGGUGCUCCGACAGCGCCUGCUGCUGACCACUCGCGCAAGCCAUCCGUGACCAUCACGUCCGCCGGCACGUCGGGUUACAUGCCCAACGGAGGGCCCGCCAGCCGUCCCAACAGCCUGCAGUUCGGUUUCGCGAACCAACAGAGCUCGCCCAACAUGGGCAAUCCCGCCGUGCUUGCCGCCAACCAGACUCAGCCCGGCUUGGGGGUCGCCCCGUCGAUGAACCCCCGUGUUACCUCGCCGCAGACCUCUCCCUCCCCCAUCCCACAGCCUGCGUCCAGCGGUGGCCGUCCCCCACCAUCGACCUACCAGGGCCAGGGCAACGUGCCAAACUUUGGCAGCUUUGGGGAUGCCGGUGAUGCCAACGCACCUCUCGGACCCGGUCCUCAACACCUGCGUCGCGAAUCGUCGCAGUCCACCCACAGCGAUAUGAGCAACCACAUGGGCAGUGGACCUGGACGCGGUGGCUACCCUCAUCAGGGUGGCCGCGGUCGCGGAUACUCCCAGUCUGGCUACCAGGGCCAGAUGCCAUACUCGCCGGGCCCGAAUUUCCGGCAAACGCCCAACCAGCCCCGAGGCGGACCGAAUAUGGGCCCUCAGUUUCACGGCCCUAAUCAGGGUCGUCCGCUGGCUCCCUUCCCGAACUCGCCGCACCAAGCGAACCGCAGCCCAGCGCUGGCCAACGCCCACCCGACGACUCCCCAGAUGAACCAGGUCCCCAUGGCCCACCCCCAGAUGCCUCCGCAGCCAUACGGUGCCUACGGCCAACACAUGGGUCCCCAAACUGUGAGAAACCCACCCUCUUUCCGUAAUACCCUGAAACCCGCCCGGCGUGGCAAUUUCCCAAGGAACAAAGCCCCUCGGGCGGCCUUGUUCCACCAGAACCUCCCCAUCCCGGAUCUUGCACCUGAGAGCGGCCAAUUUGAACGUUAUCUGACAAUGAUGAAAACCAAUCAGGGAUACCCCCAGGCUUACGAUCCCAAUUACGGCUACUACAACCCGGGCUAUGGCAUGCAGCAGAUGCAGUACAUGACCCCGCCGUCUCCUCAGCCCCGUCCUGGCAUGCCCUACAAUGGCCAAGGUGCUUACAUGCAGGGCCAGUUCCAGCCGCCGCCGCAGUCGACUCCGCUCUCGCGCACCCCAUCCCAAGUGUCUACUGACCGUCCAGGAUCGAGUCUCGGCCAGGGUCAAGGACCCGCUGGUCCUCCUGCGCCCGGCCACACUCACACCGCCAGCAGAUCGUCUAACAGCCCGGCUCCUGCGAAGCCGAACUUCGUCAUUCCUUCCGCCAAGAAGAGCGCCGCCAUCGUCAUCAAAGACCCUGGUAGCGGUGCCGUGAAGACGUUUGAGAAGACUCCCGCCUCUCCGGCUCGCGCUACUCCUUCCCCUAUCAAGAUUUCCACUCCCACGUCCACUCCUCCGCCACGCACAGCCAGCGCCACGGGCCACGCUCGCUCCGAUAGCAAGGCAAGCAGCGCCAAGACUGACGAGGAGAAGAAGCAGGAGCUCAAGGAUGCCGUUCGUCAAAAGAUCCUGGCAGACGAGAAGCGUGCCGCCGAGGCUGCUGGAAAGGAACCGGCUGAACCCGCCAAGGCGAAGAAUGAUGAGACCGAGUCCAUUCGUGCUGCCGUGGAGGAUCUCAGCUUGAAGGAGAAGGCAGCUCCUGCCGAGGAACCGAAGAAGGCGCCUGCCCCUGCGCCCGCCGAUGACGACGAAAUCGACUACGACGCCAUUGAACGCGAGCUGGAAGAAGUCGAGCGCAAGGAACGCGAGGCCGAGGAAGACUACAACCGCAAGAAGGCCGCCCAGAAGGAAGAGCGCGAACGCAAGGAGCGUGAGGAGCGUGAGGCCUACGAGAACAACAUGAAGGCCGCUGAGCGCGAGGCCGAAGAGCGUGAGCUUGCCCGUGAGGCUGCUCGCGCCAAGGGUGGUGAUGUCGACGACGAGUCCAGCCGCAAGGAGCGCGAGGACCUCUUUGCCUCCCUCAAAAAGGGUGGAUUCACUGCUACCGAGACUUCUACGCCUGGAGACAGUGGCACUGCCACUCCAGUUUCAUCUGAUAUGUCGUCCAUGGGCCCGCCCGCGAAACCCGCCAGUGCUGCCGCCAAGGGCAAGCCCGGCCCGCUCAAGCUCGAGACAAAGACGGAGCCCGAGAAGCCCAGCGCGGCCAUGAAUGCUCUGCGCAAUGCUAAGUUCCUCGAGGAUCUUAGCAAGGUCACCUAUCCUUCUUCGAUCACCGCGCCCAACCCGGCUCUCAACGCCAGCGCGCCUGCUGGUCGCCGGUUCCACUACGACAGAGACUUCCUGCUCCAGUUCCAGACUGCGUACAAGGACAAGCCUUUGGUAGAUUGGGAUCUUCGCGUUCGGGAGACUGUUGGUGACGCUGAGUCUUCGUCGCGUCCACAGUCUGCUCGGACUCCCAGCAUGGGCGGCCGCACCGCCUCGCGCGGCGGUAUGGGCCCUACUGGCUUCAUGGGCAACUUUGGCCAGCCUGCUCGUGGCGCCCUGCCUCCCGGAACCACCUCGGACCAGCGCUUCAACGCCUCGAUGGGACGCGCCCCCUUCGGUGCUAUCCCCCGCCCCGGUAUGGGCAGCAUGGGUUCUCCUGCCAUGAGCCGCAACAGCUCUACUGGUAUGCCGGGUCGUGUUGCUAGCGGUCGUGGUGGCCCUCGCACCGGCAGCAAGCGCGACAAGCACUCUGCUAAGAAGGAAGAGGACUCGAACAAGUCCAUGCCUCUCACCGCUGGUAUGGAUCUCAAGGCUCUUGUACCAAGUAGCACUGGUUGGAAGCCUCGCAGUAUUGGUCAGCAGGCUGGUCCAGCUCUUGGUGGAGAUGGUCACAUGCCUCCUGAUGUGGUUCAGCGCAAGGUCAAGGCCGCUCUCAACAAGAUGACUCCCGAGAAGUUCGACCGCAUUGCGGACCAGAUUCUCGAGAUUGUUUCCCAGUCCAAGGAUGAGUCGGACGGCCGCACCCUGCGACAGGUCAUUCAACUCACCUUCGAGAAGGCCACAGAUGAGGCUCACUGGGCGCCCAUGUACGCCAAGUUCUGCAAGCGCAUGCUCGAGCACAUGAGCGCCGAGAUCAAGGACGAGAACAUCCGCGACAAGAAUGGCCAAGUCGUUGCGGGCGGCAGUCUCUUCCGCAAGUACCUGCUUAACCGCUGCCAGGAGGAAUUCGAGCGCGGCUGGAAGGUCAACUUGCCCCCACAACCCGAGGGCACGACGGAAGAGAUAGCCAUGAUGUCCGACGCGUACUAUACCGCUGCGGCUGCCAAGCGUCGUGGUCUUGGUCUCGUCAAGUUCAUUGGUGAGCUGUACAAAUUGGGCAUGCUUACUGAGCGUAUCAUGCACGAGUGUGUCAAGAAGCUGGUCGACUACGAGGGUAUCCCCGACGAGGCUGAGGUUGAGAGCUUGACCAGUCUCCUGCGCACCAUCGGUGCCAGCUUGGAUAGUUCGGAGAAGGGACCUGCCAUGAUGGAUGCCUACUUCGCUCGUAUCGUGCUCAUGAUCGAUACUCCAAACCUGCCCAGCCGUCUGAGAUUCAUGCUUAUGGAUAUUGUCGACCUGCGGAAUAACCGCUGGGUCUCCAAGGAUUCCGACAAGGGUCCUAAGACCAUCCAACAAAUCCGUGAAGAGGCUGCUCUCGCUCAGCAAGCGGCCGAGAUGGAGCGCGCGCGUCAACAGGCCAACCGCGGCGGUGGCGGCGGCCGUCCGACCAUGGGUCGUGGCGAUGCUCGCGGCUUCGGCGGUUACGGCAACCAGGCUCCUCCGCCAGACUACGCCUCGAGCAAGGUCGGCAGCGACGACCUCCGCCGUCUGCGCGCAACUCGCAACACCAACCAACCUCCAUCGUUCGGCCCGUCCAGCCUUCUCGGCUCGCGCAGCAGCAGUGGUCGCAAGACUCUGGGACCGGGUGGAAACCUAGUCCGGGGCAGUGAUGACAGUGCUGCUAGCAGCCGCACGGGCACUCCUCCUGCCGGAAAGAAGGAAGACAAGGAGGCCGCUUCGUCGAUGAACGCUUUCAGCGCACUCGCGGCUUUAGAAGACAAGGACAACAUGGCGACCUCGCCCCCGUCAAACCCGACGUCCCCGAACCUCACCAAGUCGCAGCCCGCCGCAGCAGCGACGGCAGCGGCCGAGCGCAGACCCUCCAAAACGCCUUCGAAGGAUGGCGAGAACGCAGCAUAG